AUGAUCGCCGCAAAGGAGAAGUCAAAAGCCCCCAAGGACAGCAUGACACUCCUCCCCUGUUUCUACUUUGUGGAGUUGCCCAUCGUGGCCUCCUCCAUUGUGACCCUCUAUUUCCUGGAGCUAACCGACCUCUUCAAGCCUGCCAAGGUGGGCUUCCAGUGCUACGACCGAGCGCUCUCCAUGCCCUACGUGGAGACCAACGAGGAGAUGAUCCCGCUGCUCAUGCUUCUCAGCCUGGCAUUCGCAGCUCCCGCGGCAUCCAUCAUGGUGGGGGAAGGCCUCGUGUACUGCCUGCAGUCCAAGCUGAAGGGACGCACCGAAGGGAGCAUCAACGCCGGCGGGUGCAAUUUCAACUCUUUCCUGCGCAGGACUGUCAGGUUUGUGGGUGUCCACGUUUUCGGCCUCUGCGCCACCGCCCUGGUGACCGACGUGAUCCAGCUGGCCACGGGCUACCACGCCCCCUUCUUCCUGACCGUCUGUAAGCCCAAUUACACACUUCUGGGCAUCUCCUGCGACUCCAACCCCUACAUCACGCAGGAUAUCUGCUCGGGCCAAGACCAGCACGCCAUCCUGUCUGCCAGGAAAACAUUCCCCUCCCAGCAUGCCACGCUCUCGGCUUUUGCUGCUGUCUACGUUUCGAUGUAUUUCAACUCCAUCAUCUCGGACAGCACCAAGCUCCUCAAACCGAUCCUGGUGUUCACCUUCGCCAUCGCGGCCGGCGUCUGUGGCUUGACGCAGAUCACGCAGUACCGCAGCCACCCCAUUGAUGUCUACGUGGGGUUCCUGAUAGGUUCUGGCAUUGCGGCCUACCUGGCGUAUCAUGCGGUGGGCAACUUCCGAGCACCGACGGAGAAGGCCCCUUCCAACCCCCCAGCCAAGGAUGCCCUGAGAGCCCUCACCCAGCGCGGCCACGACUCCGUCUACCAUCAGAACAAGUCCGUCAGCACAGAUGAGCUCAACCCCCAGACCCGGUUGGAGGGGAUGAACCGGCAGGUGCAGAGGGAGAAGAACUCGUUGGGCAGCCUGAAGAGGGCUAGCGUGGAUGUGGACCUCCUGGCCCCACGUAGCCCCAUGGGCAAGGAGAACAUGGUCACCUUCAGCAACACCUUGCCACGGGUCAACACCCCCUCCAUGGAUGACCCUGCCCGUCGCCACAUGACCAUCCACGUGCCCGUAGACGCCUCCCGUUCCAAACAGCUGAUCACCGAGUGGAAGCAGAAAUCGGUCGAAGGACGCAGCAUGACGCUGGCCGAGGAAGCGGCCAGGCGAGCCGGCGCCGAUUCCAUGGUUGGUGAAGAGGAGGACCAUAUCCCGCCCUCCUUGUACCCCACGGUCCAAGCCCGGACUGCCGAACGAGCCUCCAUGGGCCCGCGAGUUCUCAUCCAGCCGAGGCCCGGGGCUUCCCAGCUGGUACACAUCCCCGAGGAGAGCCAAGCCAAUGCCGGGGCCAACAUUUCUCCCAAAAGCAGCUCCGCUGUGAGGGCCAAAUGGAUGAUGAUGGCAGAAAAGGGGUCAGGGCAGCGAGUGGCCAACCCACCGCGCCUCAUGCAGGUCAUCGCCAUGUCAAAGCAGCAGGGGAUGGUGUCGGUGACCCCGAAGCAUUCAGAGACCUCCUCCUCUUCCACCAGCUCGGAUUCAUCCCAAUACCGGUCUCCAUCAGAAAGAGACAGCUCCAGCGUCGUCACCAUUGACGCCCACGCCCCACACCACCCCGUGGUUCACUUAUCAUCCGGGAAUGGGCCUUGGGAAUGGAAGGCUACCCAGAAAGCUCCCGAUAUCCAAGAUACUUACGAGCUCAACGAGAUGAGCAAAGAUUAUCGUGGCUUCCGGCCCGCCAAGAGUGCCGGCGUCUCCCCCGGUUCUUCCAUCAGCGACAUAGAACAGGACGAACCACGCUACGGGAGCGUGGCCACCAUCAACAUCACCUCAGGAGUGGGGGGAAGUGCUCCGAUCAUGUCGGCGGAGGCCAGCUCUGCCGAGAACGUGAUGGGUGUCGCCAGCCGGGAGUCGACCCUGCGGAGGAAGCCGACCACUUUGACGGUGGGAGAGAAGGAGGGGCAAGCCGAGGAGACCGAAAAUUACUACAAGAAGAUUCAAGCCAACCGAAGGUUUAAGGAGUAA
Messenger RNA from Gekko japonicus, 2121 nucleotides. RefSeq names its product phospholipid phosphatase related 3 (gene PLPPR3). Bases 1 to 2121 code for a protein of 706 amino acids. The record is from RefSeq and is a predicted model, not a curated record. Gene Ontology annotation, molecular function: phosphatidate phosphatase activity. Gene Ontology annotation, biological process: phospholipid dephosphorylation; signal transduction; phospholipid metabolic process. NCBI's taxonomy places the organism in Eukaryota, Metazoa, Chordata, Lepidosauria, Squamata, Gekkonidae. The transcript is spliced from 7 exons.